This is a messenger RNA of Didymodactylos carnosus, 6015 nucleotides long. NCBI's taxonomy places the organism in Eukaryota, Metazoa, Rotifera, Eurotatoria, Philodinida, Philodinidae. The record is from the annotation of a GenBank genome assembly.
AUGCCAACAGAUGAUAACAGUGGUGUGUCUGAAGCACGAAUUACAGACGAAGUUAAAACUGAAAUGAAGAAAGCCAAGGAUCAAAAGUCAUCAAAAGAUGUAUGUGAUGAAUAUGGAAUUGAAUAUUUUGAUAUGAAAUUUACCGAUAGUGAUUAUGUCAAUUUGUCUACAUUUAAACUAUUUACGCAGCAUGUACGUCCGAUAUUAGCACAAAAAUAUUCCAAGCUUGCCACGUCAAAAGUCAUGGCGCUUAUGGCAGCCAAAUGGCGAGAAUUUCUUGAAGCUAAAACAACACAAAUAAUUUUACCAAAUGAAACAAUGGCAUCAAAUGAAAGCAAUGAUGAUGGCACAACAAAUUCAAAUGAUCGUAUGGAAGUUAAUGAAGCGAAACUUUUGCCUCCACCAUCAACAACACCUACACUGUCCUCGAGUCGAUCCCGCCGACGAAAACAAACGGCUCAAGAUGAAAUUGAUCCGGAUGAUGUCGAAGAUCCAGAAGCCGAAGUGUCUACUUCGUCAACCAGAGGACGUAAAAGUGGCGGAAAUAAACGAGUUCCUGCACUUAAGAUUAAACUUGGCCAAAAAGAACAAAAGGAACAACAGCAGUUGACAAUAACAAAUUCGGAUUUGUUAGAUACUAGUGUUGGUGAUAUGGAUAAGUCAUUGAAACAACAGCAAGCAGCUGCUACAGCAUUGAAAAAACCGAAUCGUGCAAGAAAACGUAAACGACGUGAUGACGAAGAUCCGUCGAAUGAAUCGGAUGCAGAAUUCGAAGCGAUGUUAGUACAAAGUGAAAUGGAAGAGGAAGAACAACCUAAAAAGAAACGUGUUAAGAAACCACCAAAGCCACCCAAAAAAAUUGCUCGUUUAAAUCGAAAACCAAUACAAAAUAAUACCCAAGAUGAAUCAUUAUCAACUUCGGCAACGACAGCCACACCAUUAACAACAAACAGAAGUAUGUCAGAACCAGGUGUCUGCGAAACAGAUCAUCAAGAUUAUUGUGAAGUUUGCCAACAAGGUGGUGAAAUUAUUUUAUGCGAUACAUGCCCAAAAGCCUAUCAUUUAGUAUGUCUCGAUCCUGAAUUAGAACAAGCACCCGAAGGUGACUGGUCAUGUCCAGUUUGUGUUAAAGACGGUGUACCACAAGCAGCGAAACAACCAAUUGUUACAGCACUGAGAAAAGAAGAAGACGAUCAUCAUAUGGAAUUUUGUCGUGUUUGUCGCGAUGGUGGCGAAUUGUUAUGUUGCGAUCAUUGUCCAUCAUCUUACCAUAUGCAUUGUCUUAUACCACCGAUGACAAUUAUACCAGAAGAAGAUUGGUUUUGUCCAAGGUGUACAAUUGAACCGCCACGCUAUGUUGUUAAAAAAGUUAUCACAUGGCGUUGGAUCACACAUCCUGAUCCAUCAGCUAUCAUCGACACCACAACAGUCACACAAACAACUACAAAAAGCGAUCCCCCAUCCACUACAACAACUACUGAACAAACUUCUACCACUGAUACAACAACGGAUGCACCAGCAGAUGUAAGACAGCGUUUGGUUCCUUUCUCUGAUCUAACAUUACUGCCUGGGGGUAAAAAAGGACCACCAAAAACACGCGAAUUCUUUGUGAAAUAUGAUGGUUAUUCCUAUUGGUCAUGUGAAUGGAUACCGGAAUUACAAUUAGAAGUACAUCAACCAGCAUUAUGGCGUUGUUAUGAGAAAAAAAUACGUGAUGCUAAACAACCACAACUAACAAUUGAUGUAGAACAAGAGCAAGAAGAAGAUGAGGAGGUGUCACGACGUUAUUGGAAUCCAAAAUUAGAUGAUCGAUAUUAUAAACAUGGUAUUAGACCAGAAUGGCUUACUGUGCAUCGUAUCAUCAAUCAUCGUAAAGAGAAAAAUGGUCCAAUGUAUUAUCUGGUUAAAUGGCGCGAUUUAGGUUAUGAACAAGCAACAUGGGAAGUGGAAAAAGAUGGUGAAUAUACAGAUUUGUUGGCCGAUUGGCAGCAACAUAUUGAUUCUUACUGGAAAUUGAGAAAUGGUGCUGCGGAUGAUGAAAAAAAGAAGAAAAAAUCAGUAAAAGCGUCCAAAAGAAUCAUAAAGGAUUAUUCUGAUGAUGCAAAUCGCGGUCUGGAUACUGGUAUUGAUUCACCUGACGACAGUGGUGGCAAAUAUCCGCCACCACGCAAACGUUAUGAAAAACAACCAGAUUUUAUCGAAGCAACGGGUGGUAACCUUCAUCAAUAUCAAUUAGAAGGUUUAAAUUGGCUAAGAUUUUCGUGGUCGCAAAAUACAGACGUUAUAUUAGCCGAUGAAAUGGGUCUUGGUAAAACAAUCCAAACAAUCUCAUUUCUUCAAGCAUUAUUAAAAGAAGGUUUAUCACGUGGACCAUUUUUAAUUAGUGCUCCAUUGGCAACAAUAAUCAAUUGGGAACGUGAAUUUGAAUUUUGGGCGCCCGAUUUGUAUGUUGUCACUUAUACAGGUGAUAAAGAGGCACGUUCAGUUAUUCGUAAAAAUGAAUUUUCAUUUGACGAGGAUGCUAUACGUAGUGGUCCACGUGCAAGUCGCAUACGUAGUGGUUGUAAAGUGAAGUUUCAUGCAUUAUUAACAUCAUAUGAAUUAGUUAGUGUUGACUCAGCCACAUUAUCGAGCGUCGACUGGUCAGUGUUAGUUGUCGACGAAGCACAUCGUUUAAAAAACAAUCAAUCAAGAUUUUUUCGUACAUUGAGCGACUUUAGUAUCAAUUAUAAAGUACUACUUACAGGUACACCGUUACAGAAUAAUCUCGAAGAACUUUAUCAUUUAUUAAAUUUUUUGACACCAGAAAAAUUCAGUGACAUGGACGGUUUUCUAAAAGAAUUUAGCGAUUUAGCGCGUGAUGAACAAGUGAAAAAACUACAUGAUCUAUUAGGUUCACAUAUGUUGCGACGAUUGAAAGCGGAUGUUCUAAAAAAUAUGCCAUCAAAAUCAGAAUUUAUUGUUCGUGUAGAAUUAAGUCCGGUACAGAAAAAAUAUUAUCGUGCUAUAUUAACAAAAAAUUUUGAUGCAUUAAAUGUGAAAGGUGGUGGUGGACAAGUGUCAUUGUUGAAUAUUGUUAUGGAAUUGAAAAAAUGUUCAAACCAUCCAUACUUAUUACCAGCUGGUCAUUUCGAAGCACCACGUGCGCCUAAUUUAGCGUAUGAAGGUAACGCACUAAUAAAAGCAUGUGGAAAAUUAGAUUUAUUAUCAAAAAUGUUAAAAAAAUUAAAAGAUCAAGGACAUCGUGUUCUAAUAUUUUCACAAAUGACUCGAAUGUUGGAUAUUUUGGAAGAUUUUUUGGAAUUUUUGGGUUAUAAAUAUGAACGAAUGGAUGGUAAAACAGGUGGCAUGGAACGACAAGAUGCUAUUGAUCGAUUUAAUGCACCAGGUGCAGAACAAUUUUGUUUUUUAUUAUCAACACGAUCGGGUGGAUUAGGCAUCAAUUUAGCAACAGCCGAUACGGUUAUUAUUUAUGAUAGUGAUUGGAAUCCGCAUAACGAUAUACAAGCUCUUAGUCGUGCCCAUCGUAUUGGUCAACAAAACAAAGUGAUGAUUUAUCGUUUUGUCACACGUAACACGGUUGAAGAACGUAUUACUCAAGUAGCCAAGAAGAAAAUGAUGUUAACCCAUUUGAUUGUUCGUCCAGGCGUUGGUCGUGGUACAAAUAUGAGCAAAAAAGAAUUGGAUGAUAUUUUACGGUUUGGUACAGAAGAUUUAUUUAAAGACGAUGAUGAUGGUGGAGGUGUUGGUGAAAGUGGUGAAAAUUCCGGACAAAAAAUUCAUUAUGAUGAUCAAACAAUUGAAAAAUUGUUAGAUCGUUCACAAGAAGGCAUCGAAGAAAAGGAAGUGGGUCUGAAUGAAUAUCUGAGUUCGUUUAAAGUGGCAAGCUAUGUGACACGUGACACAAACGAAGAUGAAGAAGAUGAACAAGAACUGUAUCAACGUCAACAGCUACAACAACAAAUACAAGCAACAAUGGAUGAAAAUCAAGAUGCAAGUUUUUGGGAAAAGUUGUUGCGUGCACAUUAUGAACAAGAUCGUGAAAAUGAAAAUCAUGCAUAUGGAAAAGGAAAACGUUCGAAACGUUUGGUUAAUUAUGCUGUGCCAACAACAGAUCCAGAUUGGAAUGAACCAAAUUCCGAUCAAGCGUCAGAUUACGAUGCACCGUCGGCUGGUGGCGAAGAAGAAGAUGUUGAUUUUGAUGAAACACCCGAUCGUAAACGAAAAACCGGUCGUGAUCGUCCGUUACCGCCAUUGUUAAAUAAAAUGGGUACAAAUAUUGAAGUACUCGGUUUUAAUCCAAGACAACGUAAAGCAUUUUUGAAUGCCAUUAUGCGAUUUGGUAUACCACCACCAGAUGCAUUCAAAUCACAAUGGCUUGUGAGAGAUUUACGUUGUAAAUCGGAAAAAGAAUUUCGUGCCUAUGUAUCGCUUUUUAUGAAACAUUUAUGCGAAAAUAUACUAGAUAAUUCCGAUACAUUCAGCGAUGGCGUACCUAGAGAAGGCUUGUCAAGACACCACGUUUUAUCAAGAAUUGGUAUUAUGUCAUUAAUAAGAAAAAAGGUUCAAGAAUUUGAGUCUAUCAAUGGCAUCUGGUCAAUGCCUGAAAUGGCACCAUCUGAUAUUUCAGCUGAAUCAAUGGAUGAGUUUUCGUCAACGUCAACGCAAUUCACUGGUACGAAACCACCAUUAAAACAAUUGAAUAAAACAGACAGUGCAACAAGCCUCUCAUCGAUGGUACAAACAAACGAUACAAAUUUACAAUCGUCCGAAUCAAAUGAAUUAAUGACAACGGAAGGAACAACAACAACAUCAGUAAAUGAUAGUACAAAUGGAGGAGGAAAUUUAAUUGGUGAAUCUAUGAGUUUAAGUGAUUUACUAAUGAAACCAAAUGGUGUGACGCGAGAUGAAAAAGAAACGACUGAAGCAUCCAAUGAUGUUGAUGAGGAGAAAAAAAAUAUAACAGAUAAACAGUCAGAUGAAAAACCAAUGUCCAUAAUAACAGCGCCUAAUUCAACAACUGGUCGCCACAAAUCUGCUCAGCCAAAUCGUAAUGAAAAAUUGAAAGAUUAUAAGUUUAUGUUUAACAUUGCGGAUGGUGGUUUUACUGAAUUACAUUCACUGUGGUUAAAUGAACAACGUGCAUUGGUUAGUAAUCAUGAACAUGAGAUAUGGCAUCGUCGACAUGAUUAUUGGUUAUUGGCUGGUGUUGUUACACAUGGAUAUGGUCGAUGGCAAGAUAUACAAAGCGAUGUAAAAUAUUCAAUAAUUAACGAGCCAUUUAAAAUGGAAAUGGGCAAAGGAAAUUUCUUAGAAAUGAAAAAUAAAUUUUUAGCUAGACGCUUUAAAUUAUUAGAACAAGCAUUAGUAAUUGAAGAACAAUUACGUCGUGCAGCAUUUCUCGGUUUAGCGAUGGAACAAACAAAUCCAGCAUUGACAUUAUCACAACGUUUUAGUGAAGUAGAAUGUUUAGCAGAAUGUCAUCAACAUUUAAGUAAAGAAUCUUUAGCCGGAAAUAAACCGGCAAAUGCUGUAUUGAAUAAAGUACUUACGCAGCUUGAAGAAUUAUUGAGUGAUAUGAAACAAGAAAUUAAUAAACUACCAGCAACAUUGUCACGACUACCGCCCGUGACACAAAGAUUGAAUAUGUCCGAGCGUGUUAUACUAUCACGUUUACCAAAUGGACAGCAACAGUCCUCACCUACGAGUAAUAACAAUUAUCCAUAUUCGACUUAUUCGAAUUUUAUUGGCCCAUUUGCAUUACCAGCACUGGCUAACAACAAAACGGGAUCUAGUUCAACUUCAGCUGUGAUAUCUUCAUCGCCAUCAUUAAAUUUUCCUGUUGUCACAUCAUCAUCGACGUCCUCUGUUGAAUCACCAUUAACAACGACUAGAACCACCACGACACCAACACAAGCACGCGUCAUAAAAUCGAAUACAUCAAAUACAACAGGUGUCGUACACGAUUUAUCAUUGAAAAUUGAAAAGAAGGGUGAUGUAGUUAUUAUUGAUUAA